AUUAUAAUACGACCAGAAAGAAACUACAAGGAGAAAGAGACUAGAGAGAGAAAGAAAUCACAGGGGGGGAGAGAGAGAGAGAGAGAGGAUACGACUCAGAGAAGGCAAAUUUGGGGAUUUGGUAACGUCGAUUCAGCUGCUCGGUAGGCCGAAAAGAACCAAACCAACAAGGACAGCAGCAGCAACACCAUACCCAGAAGAGCGAAGAGAGGUGCAGAAAGCAAAAAAAGAAAGGCGGUUUUGGGGACCCCUAACAAAGACAGAGACAAAAGCAAACCCGGUUUUGUAACCGAAGCAGAGAGGAGCCUCGCAGUCGUUACAGAGCAGCUGCAGCAGCAACAAUAACAACAACCGAUCAUUAUGAUUGCUUGCAUAACCGUUGUUGUGUCUGCUGCUUAGAGCCUUUUGCUCUCUUUAUGGGCAUUCUUGCUCGUAAAUGGGGUAGCCUAUUUCUGCUAUAGCGUGUGAAGCGACACACACCUCGACCUUCAGCUUUCUUUCUUUCCUUUUACUGGGUUUUUUUUUUUUUUCGUUUUCCUUCUACCACGUCGUUUGUUGUCGGUCUUGAAUGGCGCAUCUGGAAGGUGGCCCGAGGAGCUCGUCGAUUUCUCAUGCGGAACCGGGAUUUGGAGGUGAUGAUCUGUACGCCGAGCUGUGGAAGCUAUGUGCAGGACCUUUGGUGGAUGUGCCACGCCCUGGGGAGAGAGUCUUCUACUUCCCUCAGGGUCACAUGGAACAAUUGGAAGCAUCAACGAAUCAGGAGCUGAAUCAGCAAAUCCCUCUGUUUAAUCUUUCUUCUAAGAUCCUUUGUCGUGUUCAUAACGUUCGGUUACUGGCGGAACAAGAAACAGAUGAGGUUUAUGCACAGAUCACUUUGCAGCCGGAACUAGAUCGAAGUGAGCCUACAAGUCCUGAUGGGUUCUCACCGGAGCUUCCGAGGCAAACGGUUCAUUCAUUUUGCAAGAUUUUGACUGCUUCUGACACAAGCACUCAUGGAGGGUUCUCAGUUCUUCGAAAGCAUGCCACUGAAUGCCUGCCUCCGUUGGAUAUGACCCAAGCAACACCAACUCAGGAGUUGGUUGCCAAGGAUCUUCAUGGGUUUGAGUGGAAGUUUAAGCAUAUAUUUAGAGGCCAACCACGGAGGCAUUUGCUUACGACAGGAUGGAGUAACUUUGUCACUUCUAAGAGAUUGGUUGCAGGAGAUGCCUUUGUAUUUUUAAGGGGUGAUAAUGGGGAGUUGCGAGUGGGCGUACGUCGUCUUGCUCGCCAGCAGAUUCCCAUGCCUUCAUCUGUGAUAUCCAGCCAGAGCAUGCAUCUUGGAGUGCUUGCCACUGCCUCUCAUGCAGUUAUGACCCAAACCAUUUUUGUGGUGUAUUACAAGCCAAGGACUAGCCAGUUCAUUAUCAGUGUAAACAAAUUUCUGGAGGCUGUUAAUAAUGCGUUUUCAGUUGGCAUGCGCUUCAAGAUGAGAUUUGAGGGAGAAGACUCUCCGGAAAGAAGAUUCACAGGCACCAUAGUUGGGGUCGGGGAUAUAUCUCCAGAGUGGUCAAAGUCUAAAUGGCGAUCAUUGAAGGUUCAAUGGGAUGAACCAUCAACAAUUCAAAGACCGGAGAGGGUUUCCCCUUGGGAGAUAGAUCCUUUUGUUGCUUCAGCUUCACUGAACCUUACUCAACCAGCAGUAAAGAGCAAGAGGCCCCGACCUGUUGAUAUUCCAACUUCUGAGAUCACCACGGCAUCACCUUUUUGGUAUCAUGGAUCAACACAGUCCCACGAGUUAACCCAAUUGAGUAGUGCUGCUGAAGUCCAAAGCCAUGAAACCUGUGCUGUCUGGGCUACUAGGCCUAAAGACAUCAAUACCAAUGGCUCAAGGGUGAGAGCAGAAGGCAUGUGGCCCUCUUCUCCGCAUAUAAAUGUCUCUCUAGAUCUUUUCUCAGAUUCAGCAGAGGAUGACAAAACUGUAACAGCACAGUCGACACUUUCUGAUUACGUCUCUCCAGUUUCAUCAAGACUAAGGAAUGGUGUGAUACAUGACCAUGUGGAAAAGGGGACAAAAUCUGAGACUUCUCUUGUUUGCCGGUUAUUUGGAAUUGAUUUGUUGACAAAAAACUCUCAGACUACUGCUCCUUCAGACAGGGAACCAGAAAUAAGGAUGCCUAUGGGUAAAGGACCAAGUCCAACUGCAGCAUCUGAAUCUGAUAGGGUGAAUAAUCUGGAUACUUCAAAGUCCCCAAAGGAACAGAAGCAACUCACACCAGAUGCAUCACUGAGGGAGACACACAGCAAGCAGGGCUCCAGUCUUUCCAUGAGAACUCGUACCAAGGUGCAAAUGCAAGGGGUUGCUGUUGGGCGUGCCGUUGACUUGACUGUCUUGAAAGGGUACAAUGAUCUAAUAGAUGAACUGGAGAAAAUGUUCGAGAUAAGAGGGGAGCUUCGUCCACAGAACAAAUGGGCCGUCGUAUUUACCGACGAUGAAAAUGACAUGAUGCUCGUGGGCGAUGAUCCAUGGCUGGAAUUUUGUAAGAUGGUGAGGAAGAUCUACAUAUAUUCAAGUGAGGAAGUGAAGACCAUGAGUUCAAUAUGUAAGCUUACCGGCUCAUCGGUAGAAGGUGAAGGAACUAUUCUUAGCUCGGACUCUGGAGCAUAGAGAUGAAACUUGAUAGUUCAGUCUCCUAUUUUACGUUUUUGGGUUUUGUUUUGUUGUGCUUUGCUUUUUUUUGCUUGAGGUUGGGGUGGAUUGGCGGUGGUUUGGUUUGCGCAGAGUAGACUUUCCACAAAGACGGCCAAAAAAGUCUACUAAAAUGAAUUGGGUUUUCAUGUAAGGGGGUAGUAGACUCAUGUUGAAUUAGAUGAACUUAAAGCAGGGUUGUUUAUGGGUUGGUUGGUCUACUUUAAUCUGCAUGUAAGAGUACAUAUGUGAUUGCAUUUUGAUGUCAGUUUACUCUGGUUUGUUGUGUUGCUGAA
Molecule: messenger RNA, 2961 nt
Organism: Alnus glutinosa
Lineage: Eukaryota; Viridiplantae; Streptophyta; Magnoliopsida; Fagales; Betulaceae
Product: auxin response factor 18
Exons: 14
Coding region: 569-2644 (691 amino acids)
Biological process (GO): regulation of DNA-templated transcription; response to hormone
Cellular component (GO): nucleus
Molecular function (GO): DNA binding; protein binding
Source: RefSeq, a predicted model, not a curated record